Molecule: messenger RNA, 670 nt
Organism: Gallus gallus (chicken)
Lineage: Eukaryota; Metazoa; Chordata; Aves; Galliformes; Phasianidae
Gene: PPIL1
Product: peptidylprolyl isomerase like 1
Exons: 4
Coding region: 202-645 (147 amino acids)
Biological process (GO): protein folding; protein peptidyl-prolyl isomerization
Cellular component (GO): catalytic step 2 spliceosome
Molecular function (GO): peptidyl-prolyl cis-trans isomerase activity
Source: RefSeq, a predicted model, not a curated record
GGCGCCGGCAGCAAUAGCGGCGCAGCAGCAUGGCCGCCGUCCCGCCUGACUCCUGGCAGCCGCCCACCGUCUCCAUGGAGACUACGUAAGAGGCGGGAACCCCACGGGCCUCCGCGCUCGGUACCGGACCCCCCGGUUUAAGGGUGCCCCUGAAACCCUCACUCCGCCCCCCGAUGCUGACGCUGUGGUGCUGUGGGCAGGAUGGGCACUCUGGUGCUGGAGCUGUACUGGCGCCACGCACCACGAACCUGCAAGAACUUUGCUGAGCUGUGCCGCCGCGGGUACUACAACGGCACCCGCUUCCACCGCGUCAUCCGGGACUUCAUGGUGCAGGGAGGAGACCCCACCGGCACCGGCCGUGGCGGUGCCUCCAUCUACGGCAAACACUUUGAGGACGAGCUGCACUCUGAGCUGAAGUUCACCGGUGCUGGCAUCCUGGCCAUGGCCAACGCAGGGCCGGACACCAACGGCAGCCAAUUCUUCAUCACGUUGGCGCCGGCGCAGUGGUUGGAUGGCAAACACACCAUCUUUGGGCGCGUGUGCCAAGGCAUCGGGGUGCUGGGCAGGGUGGGCAUGGUGGAAACCAACGCGCAGGACCGGCCGCUGGAUGAUGUCAAAGUGCUCAAAGCUGUCCCUGCUGGGUGACGUUGGGAAUAAAAGCGUGCACGGA